AUGGUUCGGCAAUCCCUCAUGAUCGACCUGCGCCAUGACAAGAGAGGGAGAUCGGCGUUCUCGGGCUCCAGCGUCCAGGCGCCUGGGAUACUGGAUAUGGCAUCAGAGGUUGGAUUUGGCAUUGAUUGGCCCGUCCUCGGGCCAUGGAACGGAGGCGUCAACCUAAUCGACGCUUUCCCUGGGACGGACGCUCCGUGGGACCGGCUGGGUGGUAUGGAUGGCGAUACCCAACGUAUGAAGCAACAUGAGCAGGCACAGUUUGCGACGCGGGCAGGAAUGGGCCGGCGUACGGUCUCGCGACCCUACGGGGCCGCGACGGAUCGAUUCAGACAGGCGGCCCUUCAAUCGACACGUGGAGAUGCACCGUCCCAGGCGACGGGACGCGCCCGGAUGUCCACGUCCACAUACCUAGGUUAUGAAUACCCCGACGGUGCUUUCCAGGGCGGUUCGCUGCAGGGUGACGAGUUACAGCCGUAUGCGCCGACGUUGCGCGACCACCAACGUCAGCAAGUGCAGCCGUCGUUCGCCGGCUACGAGUCCGAGAUGGUCUACAACCUCAACCAACAGGGCCCAACGCAGUCGCCGUACGAGGUCGUGCCACCCUAUGCGACAGCGACACGGCAAUCUGCAGCGAUGGAUGCGCUCUCCUCGCAAUUCGCCGUUCCACAGUAUUAUAAUGAGCCGACUGGACCCGGGGUUCCGGCCGUGGGCUCGCCCUACCUGGCCUCGCAGUUACCGCUGGCUGCUUAUAACCAGCCGGGGCCCAUUGGUCGCUCUGGCACCACCCAGCCCUUUCCCGCAACCAUGCCGGACAUGACCCCGGUGGGCACGACCGGACGCCUGGAGCCGUCGCCGCCGUCGCAGUUGCAACCGUCGCAGUCGCAGCCUCAGCCUCAGCAACCACCGGCGGGUGAAUCUUUCGGUCAUCCGAACGAGUCGUAUGGGCAGUUUCAUCAGGCAUUGCGGGAGACCUUCACGGACACGCGCGCCGGCCGAUUGGUAGAGGCUAGUAGAUCACUCUUGGAAAUCUCCGAGUGGCUUGUGACUAAUGCGCGGGAACUGGGCAUUUUACGCGACGAUCAAGUGCUUUAUGCCGACCGACUCCAACUAUGGAAUGAUUUCAACAUCUGUUGGUUGGCUGUCUGCCAGAAACAAAAGGAUUUGACGCAGGAACUUUUUCAGACGGGCCGCCAGCCGCCCCGGACUAGUCUUCUGACCGGCGAGGUCAUGGAAAACCUUGGCAAAGAACUCAUCUCAUUAUGCGAUCGAAUGGAGCAACAUGGCUUGGUGGAUUACCAAAUGGGAAUCUGGGAGGAGGAGAUUCUCUGUGUUCUAAGUCAAUGUCUCGAUCUCAUGGAAAGCAGACCAGAAGUCCUCAGUCCCCAAGCAAUUUCCGUCCCUGCGACGGCGACCUCGCGAUCGUGA
Messenger RNA from Aspergillus affinis, 1425 nucleotides. RefSeq lists its product as uncharacterized. Bases 1 to 1425 code for a protein of 474 amino acids. NCBI's taxonomy places the organism in Eukaryota, Fungi, Ascomycota, Eurotiomycetes, Eurotiales, Aspergillaceae. The record is from RefSeq and is a predicted model, not a curated record. The transcript is spliced from 4 exons.